This is a messenger RNA of Arabis nemorensis, 393 nucleotides long. The record is from the annotation of a GenBank genome assembly. NCBI's taxonomy places the organism in Eukaryota, Viridiplantae, Streptophyta, Magnoliopsida, Brassicales, Brassicaceae.
AUGGCGAGCACAGUGAUGACUACACUGCCUCAGUUCAAUGGUCUUCGAGCCACCAAGAUCUCUGCAGCUCCUGUUCAAGGCCUGGCAAGUGUUCAGCCAAUGAGACGCAAGGGAAAUGGAGCUUUGGGUGCGAAAUGUGACUUCAUUGGUUCAUCAACAAAUCUGAUAAUGGUAACGUCUACGACUCUGAUGUUGUUUGCGGGGAGAUUCGGACUGGCACCAUCAGCCAAUAGGAAAGCGACAGCUGGACUUAAGCUUGAGGCACGUGACUCGGGUCUACAAACGGGUGACCCGGCCGGGUUUACACUCGCCGACACGUUGGCUUGUGGCACCGUCGGUCAUAUCAUCGGCGUCGGAGUUGUGCUUGGGCUCAAGAACAUCGGUGCUAUUUGA